Messenger RNA from Pangasianodon hypophthalmus (striped catfish), 4913 nucleotides. RefSeq names its product patatin-like phospholipase domain containing 8 (gene pnpla8). The transcript is spliced from 10 exons. Gene Ontology annotation, cellular component: membrane. Gene Ontology annotation, biological process: arachidonate metabolic process. Bases 357 to 2804 code for a protein of 815 amino acids. The record is from RefSeq and is a predicted model, not a curated record. Lineage: Eukaryota; Metazoa; Chordata; Actinopteri; Siluriformes; Pangasiidae.
GAGAGAGAAAGAGAGAGAAGGGACUUUCAUAUAUACUGUAUUAUUUUAGUCAGGUUACACAAUUGGUCCAGCCUGUAUACAAUGACAUUUAUAUAGGGGAUAUUCAUUUUAACCAAUCAGCGUUCGGUUCUGCAGUCAGGCGCCGUCAGGAGCCAAUCACAUGCGAGAAGACAAAUCAUGUGACCGUUGUUUUUUUUCCCCUGGAUGUUAUUUUUCUGCAGAGAAACUGUCAGCUCGAAUGUCCUGAAUAUGGCGACGCUCGCCUCUUAAUGCUUUCAGAGCGACGUUUAUUUACACAGGCAUCUCUGCAAUAUAAGGAUGUGUUUUCUGAUCAUUAACUUCACUGAAAUGAAGGCAUGACUAUUAUAUGGGUUUCAGAUUCACAUUUACUGUCUCUGAAUAAGGCGAUACUUUUGUGGUACACACGAGGCCAGAGGUUUGUGACUCUCUCAGUCUCACCAUUGUCUCAUAAUCCAUCUGGUCAACUUCAUAUCAGAAGACCUCUGAGCUACAGAUUCAGAGAUAUCCACCAUAACUGGAAGCUCAGCCAGAAGAGCAGCAUUCGGAAACUAUGUCCCUGCCGAUUUAGUUCCCUCAAGCACGGGGUUUUGCUGUACACCAGCGUUUCCAGUUUCAGUACCUCAGCCUGCCUUGGUUCCACCGACCAGAGCUAUCGCAUGUCACGAUUCAAGAACACGUUGGAAUCUGUAUCAAAAGCCGUGAGUGGGACGCAAGCAGAGAUUUUCUCCAGGAUAGCACGGCUCAAACCCAGUGCCAGAGACAGCGCCGUAGGUGCCGACACAACACCUCUUCAAGAUCAGAGGAGUGGAUCAGCUUUGGCUACAUCGACACCAACGCUUGUAUCUCAUCCUCCAUCAUCGCCUGCAACCUCACCACCAAACACAAGCACAAGCCUUCCUGAAACCUCCUCUGUCCCCGUUCAGUAUGUCCAAGAGGAAGUAAAAGCCAAGAAAUCUCAGUCUCAGACCUCUAAAGCAAACGGACCAGCUACAUCAGCGCCUCCACCCACCAGCUUCACAUCCUCCAGACAGAAUACACAUCUCUUUCACCCAGGUUCUUUCAGUGUCAACCUAGAUGAGACCUAUAAUUACCUGGCGCACCAUGUAAACUCUUAUUUUAGCAGCUUCGCUAUGGAUCAAGAAAAGAAGAAAGAGGCUAAAGAAUGUUCGGACCAGCCGUCUGAAGUGCGUGUAAAAGACCAGACACCAUCUGAAUCAUCUGCUCCUGUCUCAGACCCAGGUUCUUCCUUGUCACCCAAAAAAGGCCUAGGACAUUACUUGACAUACAAGCCUACCGUCCAGGCAUUUGUAGGAAACUACAUUGCCCCGCUGGUUCCCAGGUUUAGGACAGAACCAAAGCGUGCACUACUAGAAACGGAUAAACCUCUUCCUCCCGAAGACGCUGCUUCAAAACCGAAGGAAGUAAUGGAGAGUAAAGAGCAGAAAGCAGCCGAGGAAAAGGCCAGGAGACUGCUGCUUCAAAGAGAGAAGAUCAUUGCCCGGGUGAGUGUGGAUAAUCGGACACGAGCGCUGGUCCAAGCCCUGCGCAGAGCAUCAGACGUGAGGCUUUAUAUCAGCAGGGUGGAGGAGCUGAGCUACCAUCUACUGGAGUUCCCUGAGACCAGGCUCGUGGCUGUCAAGGAGAAGGUGAUUCCAUGCUUGCUGCGCCUGAGGCAGGCUAAUGAUGCGGCUCUAAAGGCGGCUGUCAGAGAGGCCCUCACUCUGGUGGGCUACGUUGACCCGGUGAAGAGUAGAGGGAUCCGCAUCCUGUCCAUCGAUGGUGGAGGAACAAGAGGACUGGUGGCACUUCAGACUUUACAAAAGCUGGAAGAGAUGACGGGAAAAUCAAUUUACCAGCUUUUUGAUUACAUUUGUGGUGUGAGCACAGGUGCAAUAUUAGGCUUCAUGCUGGGUGUGUAUCAUAUUCCCCUGAGUGAGUGUGAGGAGAUGUACAGAAAGCUGGGCUCUGAUGUCUUCAGGCAGAAUGUCAUUGUGGGUACCGUGAAGAUGGGCUGGAAUCACGCCUUCUAUGACAGUGAGAUCUGGGAGAAAGUUCUGAAGGAAAGAAUGGGCUCCGAUCUUCUGGUUGAAACCUCAAGAAACCCUGAUUGUCCUAAGGUGGCAGCAGUGAGUACGGUAGUAAAUAAGGGCACGCCGUUAAAGGCAUACGUUUUCAGGAACUACAACUUGCCAGUAGGCGUGCGCUCCCACUACAGAGGCGGCUGCCAGCACAAGCUCUGGGAGGCCAUCCGAGCUUCCUCAGCUGCUCCUGGAUACUUCCAGGAGUUUGCACUGGGCAAUGAUUUACACCAGGACGGUGGUUUGCUGAUAAACAAUCCAACAGCUCUGGCGAUCCAUGAAUGCCAGUGUCUGUGGCCAGGCACCCCGCUGCAGUGUGUCGUUUCUUUGGGCACAGGGCGCUUCGAGUCGGCCAGCAAGAACACUGCCACUUACACGAGCCUGAAGACCAAACUGACCCACGUCAUCAGCAGUGCAACAGAUACAGAGGAGGUGCACACCAUGCUGGAUGCCCUGCUGCCUCCCAACACAUAUUUCCGCUUUAACCCAUACAUGAGCGAGGACGUGGCUCUGGACGAGAGCCGCAGCGAGAAACUGAACCAGCUGCUGGCAGAGGGAGUGAGAUACCUCGAGCGUAACGAGGAGAAGUUGAAGCUAGCAGUGCGCAUGCUCACACAGGAGAAGAGCUCGGCUCAGAGGCUGCUCGAAUGGCUCCGUCUCAAAUCACACAUGUACGGCGACCUUCCACUUAUUUCAAAACUAUAGACAAUAUUAUGUCACAGAAUAAUUUGAUAACACUUCCUGUGAUAUAUGAUUAGAGUGAUAUCCUGGGCACUAAUGCUGAAUUUACUUGCAAUUUACUUCUAGUGUAAAAACACUGUUACUUAUAAGGAUGAUGUAUAACAUUUGCCAAGAUUAUGACAGUGUAUCUACAUGCAUACGUUAUUUAUAAUGAUAAAAGCACUUACAGACAAAAUCUGCAGGACAUGCUGAUAUUUUCAAAAAAAAAAAGUUAGCUAACAUUGUUAUUGUCAAGGACUCUAUAAAGACAGAAUCUACCCUGAGUCUAUAGCAUAGCUGCUAUAUAACUGGUUUGUCAUAAUUUAAAGAAAACUAGCACUUUUUAGGGAAUAUCCAAGAAAGAAGCUUGCAUAUUUCCAAAUAUGCUUAAAUAACAAAUACUUCAAUUCAUUUGGCUAGUUGGCAACAAGUAGGAAUUUGACACAAAUCCCUGUGUGCUAUAUUUGCAAACUGAAGUUUAACGAUAAUUUCAGGAUGAAAUUUUCAAGAUGAGACAAAAUUGGCAGAUCAGGUUUACGUUCUGUAUAUACGUACAUACCAUUUUAAAUAUUUUAAACAGAUAGCAUUGAUACUCAGAUCACAGAUCAGUGUUGUAUAGUUGUAUAAACUGGAGAAUUCAGUCUUCACGGACUGAGGCCGAGCGACUUUUAUUUUGGGUGCAUUUUACAUAACCAGAACAACCUCAUACACUAACAUUUGUUUUCCACAUCAUAUGUCUUCAUAAAGAGCUUAAUUAGUAAAUGGUAAUAAAUUAUAUACUGUGUCAUCGAUGAUUAGACUCUAUUUGUGCCUAAACAAAUAAUAUACUGUUGUAAACAAUACACUUUUUGUGCACUUCGAAGACAUUUAAAGUAAACACACCUCAGUUUGUUGUAAGAACUUUUAACUGAACUGAAGCUCUUUUUCUUUUUUUUAUUGUACAGUUAAUUGUUGUAUUUCUUUGAAAGACAAUUGUGCAAUCGGAUGUUAAAUAUCUUCCAUCAGGACUAAUGGCGUUGAUAAGUAUUAUGUUUUAAAAUGAUUGAGUUUCAAUGGAAAUUCCUAUUACAGUGCUGUUAGAGGUAAGACACUGACUUCAUUAGCGCUAUUUAUCAAUUUAAAAAAAAAAAAAAUUUUCCCCCAAAUUAUUUCCACUGGUUUGUAAGUUAAAAUGGUGGCCUGUGCCAUGUAGUGUGUAAUCUGUUCAUACCAGUAGCUCUGAAUUGAUACCGUGACUGGCAUGGGUGAGACCUGUGCUUAAGUUAAUGGAAGGAACAAGAACGUAUGCAGUGUUUGAUGUGUAUGGCUGAAAUUUUGAAGCAUUUUUCAUAAAACCUAAUUUGCUUGGUUAUUUCAAAUGUCCAAUCCUAGAACAUUUACAAGAAAAAAAAUUUAUUCGCACCAGAGCAUCUCAGCUUGAGAUAUGUGGUGGCAUUUUUCAGGUUGGAGGCACAAAUUAAAGACUUGAGAACCUAAUAAAGGGAUAUACCAUAUAUAACAAGUAAAGAAAGAACUGUACCUGUGGAUUGUACAGCCUGUAUGUUUUGUUUAAAGUAUUUACACUCACUCAUCGAAAUCCUAGCUAAAACCGCUUUUGUAGUUUAAGCCUCAUCAUUUCAAAACACUUUUCCAAUUCUGUUGUGUGCCAUAGUUCUCUCCAUGUGCGCUGGUGUGUGCAGGUUGUGUUGUACAUGUUAGUCAUAGUGCCUGGCUGAAGAAGAAUGAAAACUGCUAAACAGCUGUGACUGCAGCUGUUAGGACUGAAAGAGUCGACUGGUCAGCAUGGAAGUGUACAUUUCUGAGCAGGUUAUUCCUUCCGUCCAUACUGACCUAGUGAUGCUUGUACCUAGCUCAUACCCUGAGUUGCUGUGUGAAUAAGUUUCAGUGAUAAAAUCAAGAAAUUUAAAUGAAAGGUAAACAAAGGUACACUCUGUUGUGUAGGUGUUAUGACGGGACGUCAUGGUGUCUAAAGGGAAGUGAUGAAUACAAAGGACAAGGGGUUAAAAAAAAAAAGUCUGAUGUAGUUGCCUAUAUUGUUUAUCCUGCAACCUCUUGCUCACAAGUGAUGUAAUAAAAAAAUAACAUUACAAACUA